ACUGCAGGGGGGCUGCUUGUGGCUUCCAAACGCCGGCAGACGCUGGAGACGGCUCUCUGGUGCUGGGUGUGGAGUGAGGCACCACCCUUGCCCUGCAGCCUGGGGCAUUCAGUGGCCAUGGCUCAUGCCCCAGAACCAGACCCGGCCGCCAGCGACCUCGGGGAGGAGAGGCCCAAGUGGGACAACAAGGCCCAGUACUUCCUGAGCUGCAUCGGGUUUGCUGUGGGGCUGGGGAACAUUUGGCGGUUCCCAUACCUGUGCCAGACCUAUGGAGGAGGGGCCUUCCUCAUCCCCUACCUCAUUGCACUGGUCUUCGAGGGGAUCCCCAUCUUCCACGUCGAGCUCGCCAUCGGCCAGCGACUGCGGAAGGGCAGCGUCGGCGUGUGGACGGCCAUCUCCCCGUACCUCAGUGGAGUAGGGCUGGGCUGUGUCACACUGUCCUUGCUGAUCAGCCUGUACUACAAUGCCAUCGUGGCGUGGGUGCUGUGGUACCUCCUCAACUCCUUCCAGCACCCGCUGCCCUGGAGCUCCUGCCCACCGGACCUCAACAGAACAGGGUUCGUGGAGGAGUGCCAGGGCAGCAGCGCCGUGAGCUACUUCUGGUAUCGGCAGACACUGAACAUCGCAGCCGACAUCAAUGACAGUGGCUCCAUCCAGUGGUGGCUGCUUCUCUGCUUGGCAGCCUCCUGGGCAGUCGUGUACAUGUGUAUCAUCAGAGGCAUUGAGACUACAGGGAAGGUGAUUUACUUCACAGCCUUGUUCCCUUACCUGGUCCUGACCAUCUUUGUCAUCAGAGGGCUGACCCUGCCGGGGGCCACACAAGGACUAAUCUACUUGUUCACUCCCAAAAUGCACAUUCUCCAGAGCCCCCAGGUGUGGCUGGACGCAGCCACCCAGAUAUUCUUCUCUCUGUCCCUGGCCUUUGGAGGACACAUCGCUUUCGCAAGUUACAACUUGCCCAGGAAUGACUGCCAGAAGGAUGCGGUAGUCAUCGCCCUAGUCAACAGCAUGACCUCCCUGUACGCGUCCAUCGCUGUCUUCUCCGUCCUGGGGUUCAAAGCAACCAAUGACCACGAGCACUGCCUGGACAGAAACAUCCUCAGCCUCAUCAAUGAGUUUGACUUCCCAGAGCAGAGCAUCUCCAGGGACGACUACCUGGCGGUCCUCAUGCACCUGAACGCCACCUGGCCCAAGAGGGUGGCCCAGCUCCCCCUAAAGGUCUGCCGCCUGGAAGACUUUCUGGAUAAGAGUGCCUCGGGCCCGGGCCUGGCCUUCAUCCGUCUUCAACGAGGCCGUCCUCCACUGCCGCGGGGGGCUCCUGCGGCGGCUCCUGCCUGCUUCCUCUUCGCCACCUGCUUCCCGCUGCAGUCUGGGAACUACUGGCUGGAUUUUCGACAAUGUGCCGUUCCCUGACACCUGCUCAUCUUGGCCUUCCUCGAGGUUGUGGGUGUCGCUUAUGUUUACGGAAUGAAACGGUUCUGCGAUGACAUUGCAUGGAUGACCGGGAGGCGGCCCAGCCCCUACUGGCGGCUGACCUGGAGGGUGGUCAGUCCCCUGCUGCUGCUGACCAUCUUCGUGGCUUACAUCACCCUCCUGUCCCAGAAGCCACUGAGCUACAGGGCCUGGAACCCCAAAUACGAGCUGUUCCCCGCGCGCCAGGAGAAGCUCUACCCAGGCUGGGUGCUCGCCGCCUGCGUGCUGCUGUCCUUGCUGCCCUUGCUGUGGGUCCCGGGGGUCGCGCUCGCUCAGCUGCUCACCCGGCGGAGAAUGUGGAGGGACAGGGACGCGCGCCCGGACACCAACACGAGCUGAAGUUGCCAGGAGUGGGACAGGGCCGGGGCCUGCAUGGGCAGGUCUGGUGGUGGGCGGGGCCCCGCCCACAGGGCCCACCCCAAUACACCAGCGACGCCGCCCAAUACACCUUGA
This is a messenger RNA of Cercocebus atys (sooty mangabey), 1926 nucleotides long. It is a transcript of the gene SLC6A18, whose product is annotated as solute carrier family 6 (neutral amino acid transporter), member 18. Gene Ontology annotation, cellular component: plasma membrane. Gene Ontology annotation, biological process: sodium ion transmembrane transport. Lineage: Eukaryota; Metazoa; Chordata; Mammalia; Primates; Cercopithecidae. The record is from RefSeq and is a predicted model, not a curated record.